AUGGGUGGCGGCUCUUUAGACGAUUCUUGGGGGAAAAGGGAUAGCAACAUGGACAUGACGAAUGACAUAUACUUGUUCGACCCGAGCCUCGACGAUGUGACAUCUGAUUCUUUGCGAACGUUGCUGAAUUGGGGAGAUGGACCGGGAAACUCCAACAAGGGUAUUCAUCAUGACGAUUAUCAGUUUGAGUCCGCCCUCCGAAAAUAUACGGUGGCUUUGGACUCGCAGCCGAGCGAGCUCGUGACUUUCAACCCAGGCAACCUUGCCAGCAUCCAUGCACCGUCCGAUCCAGAGGAUGCCAGCCCACAGUCGGCGAGUUCUGGGCACACAUCCCUGACUGAGGGAUCAGUGACUACAGCGGCGACCGCGGAACACGAUCCCCAAGCAUAUACCAAUAGCGAGAAAAACAGCACUUGCACCAGCGUCCACGGAGAGGAACUUCUUCAUCUCACCAGCGAGGGAAGCCAAGACUAUAUCCGCAUUCAUUCGAGCGACAAUGACCUUGCUUUAAUUGUUCCAGCAGUUCCACCCUCUACUUGCCAUGGGCCCAUUCCCCCCAGGACUCAGAUCCAAGGGCCUGCUGUCAAUCACCCUUACAUUACCCCGGUAUGGGAACCACCUGCCGCCCUUCCUCAACCUGCAUUGCAGAAAUUUCGCACUGCAUCUCAUCAAUAUCCACCACAAGAAAUACAUUUCAAUCCUGCUCAACCUGCACCACCGAAACUUUCAGCUGCAUCUUUUUAUGCAUCCAACGGAUACCCUGCUACCAAUGCAUUUUCUCAAUUUGCAUCCCAAGCACCAACCUCGACCGUUUCCAACCUUCAAAACAACCACUGGGAUUCAAAAUUCGUCUCAACUGUCUCGGCUCCCGAGAAAACCGCAAACAAGAACACGAUCGUGUUCAUGGAACCCGAAGUACCCAUCGACUUUGUUGUCAACCCGAAUAAUCAUGGCCGCUGGAAGCUCGACAGCUAUGGAAACCGGACAUAUCUGAAUGCCCCCAAAGUAAAGCAGGCAUGCGUUGAGCGCAAGUGA
Penicillium argentinense is the source of this 1035-nucleotide messenger RNA. RefSeq lists its product as uncharacterized. The transcript has a single exon. Lineage: Eukaryota; Fungi; Ascomycota; Eurotiomycetes; Eurotiales; Aspergillaceae. The record is from RefSeq and is a predicted model, not a curated record. Bases 1 to 1035 code for a protein of 344 amino acids.